Messenger RNA from Bipolaris maydis ATCC 48331, 2136 nucleotides. Its product is annotated as succinyl-CoA synthetase-like protein. Lineage: Eukaryota; Fungi; Ascomycota; Dothideomycetes; Pleosporales; Pleosporaceae. Gene Ontology annotation, cellular component: mitochondrion; succinate-CoA ligase complex (ADP-forming). Gene Ontology annotation, biological process: tricarboxylic acid cycle. The record is from RefSeq and is a predicted model, not a curated record. Gene Ontology annotation, molecular function: succinate-CoA ligase (ADP-forming) activity; succinate-CoA ligase (GDP-forming) activity.
AUGCUCUUGCACAAAACACACGCCCUGCGCAGCCCCGGGUACCGGAUAUGCCAAGCCUCCCUUUCCACGACAGCUAGACGCACCAACUACGAUGCUACAAUCCAGAACCUCAAGAUUGGCUCUCACACCCGCGUCAUCUUCCAGGGAUUCACCGGGAAACAGGCUACUGCCAAUGCAAAAGAGUCGAUAGAAUGGGGGACAAACGUAGUCGGCGGCGUCAAGCCCAAUGGCUCUGGCGAGCAUCUGGGGCUGCCUGUUCUGCCCUCUGUGAGAGCAGCAAUGGAGCAGCUGAAGCCUGAUGCAACGGGCAUCUACGUUGCAGCCCACCAGGCUACUGCUGCGAUUGAAGAAGCAAUCGAAGCAGAGGUACCGCUUAUCGUCGCAGUGGCUGAGCACAUACCAUUGCAUGAUGUUAUGAGAUCAAAAUCACGCCUUGUAGGUGCCAAUGCCCCAGGAAUCAUCUCGGCUGUUGGGAAAUGUAGGAUUGGCUUCCAGCCACUACCAACAUUUUCACCUGGUCACAUUGGUGUCGUGGCAAAAUCUGGCACCCUCUCCUAUGAGACGGUAGCAUCCUUGACAAGAGCCGGGCUCGGACAGAGUCUAUGCAUUGCAGUCGGUGGAGAUGUGAUUGCAGGAACAAACUUUGUAGAUGCUCUCAAAGUCUUUGAGCAUGAUCAGGAUACCGAGGCUAUCAUUAUCGUAGGCGAACUUGGUGGUACAACCGAAGAAGAGGCGGCGGAUUGGAUCAGAGAUUACAGAAAACGCGUGAAAAAUCCCAAACCCAUUGCUGCUGUCAUUGGAGGUUUUCAGGCACCAUAUGGCAAAGUCAUGGGCCAUGCUGGGGCCUGGGUUGGUCUUGGAGAAGGCACCGCAGAGGCAAAAUACAAGGCACUUGAGAGUGCUGGGGUGACUAUGGUUGAUCAUCCUGCCAAAUUUGGCGGGGUGAUGAAGAGCAUUCUUGCAAAUUCUGAUGGUAAUGCUGGGAAGAUUGUAGGCUCACACUUGUCAAGGUACCCUCUAUUAUGUUCUGACUUGUUACAGGAACAAUCAGUAGCUCAGCAACGCCGUUCAUAUCACACAUCUCUAAACCGAAGGCCAGCCAUAAGCUCCUCUAAAACGGGUUCCUUGUCCACACAAAAGCGCUCCCUUCACCUUUCCAAAGAGCAGUCCACGGCCCUCCUUGAAGCCUUCAAAAUCAACCUCACUAUACCUCCAGAAGGCUCACCAUCAACCCACUACCUAGGCAUUUCUCCCGACCGUUCCAGCCGCUCUCCCUCUAUCAUUGCUGCUCCGACAGCCAACCCCUCCAAACUCAGCCACCGCAUUCGCCGUUUCCCUUUCGACUACCGCACAGGACCCAGUCCAUCUGCCAUUGCCGCCGCAACAGCCCACAUGCAACUCUCAGCCCUACCACCAAAAUCCAAAUCGCAACUCGUCCAAGCCAUCCACAACCUAUGGAACCUCUACACCUCCAAGGAAGCCAUAGACGCCCACGUCAAACUCGCCCUAUCCGUCGAAUCCGACGACCUCCUCUUCUACGACCCCUACCUCUUCUUCGACGACGCAGCCUUCAAAUCCGGCAACCGCCAGUCUGACCUCCACGCCCUACGCGACCAGACGGCAAUAAGCACUACAGACCGCGAAGCAGAAGAAGCAGGAAUCGUCUACAUUCCCCUUGAAUCACCUAGCAGUAGUGGUAGUUCCGACCCAAGUCCCAAAAACCUCGUCGGCACCCUAGUCAACGGCGCAGGCCUCGCACUCAACACACUCGAUACUCUUGCCUUGCGCCUCGCACCCAUGACGUCCGCUGCCAAUUUCCUCGAUACGGGCGGCAAAGCCACGUCUGCGACUAUCAAGACGAGUUUCAAGCUUCUCCUCGCCGAUCCGCGCGUCAGCGUCAUUUUCGUCAAUAUCUUUGGCGGACUGACGCUCUGCGAUAUGAUUGCUGAGGGUAUCAUCAUGGCGUUUCGGGAUGUGGGCGUGGAGAAGCCGGUUGUGGUGCGGUUGAGGGGCACGAAUGAGGAGAAAGGGCAAAAGGUGCUGGAGGAGGCCAAAUUGCCCAUCUUUGCUUUUGAUGAUUUUGAGCAGGCGGUGGGCAAGGUGGGUGAGUUGGUUGCUAAGGCUGUGAAUGCGUAA